Octopus bimaculoides (California two-spot octopus) is the source of this 2796-nucleotide messenger RNA. Its product is annotated as mediator of RNA polymerase II transcription subunit 16. Gene Ontology annotation, cellular component: mediator complex. The record is from RefSeq and is a predicted model, not a curated record. NCBI's taxonomy places the organism in Eukaryota, Metazoa, Mollusca, Cephalopoda, Octopoda, Octopodidae. Gene Ontology annotation, biological process: positive regulation of DNA-templated transcription. Gene Ontology annotation, molecular function: protein binding.
GGGAUAACUUCCGGUUAACAUUGUCAACAUGGAAGUCGUUUAUGUUAUCAAAAACCCAGCCAAGGUGUCUUCUGAGUUAUACGACUGGUGUCCAGACGAUCAAAUUUGUUGCAGUUUAUCUUGUAAAAAUAUUUUAGCCUUCAGUUCAGCAUCUGACGACAGAGAUGAAUGUGAGCCUGUCAGUGCUACACAAGUACAAGUAUUAGAUUUAGACAAACCAUGGAUGGUAUAUAAAGUUGCAACGUUCCCCAGUCAGGUUGUCAAUUUGGUUUGGGAUCGAAAUGGAACCCAUCUGUUGAUUGCCACUAGUGAAGGACAGUUGGACAUUUGGCAAAUAAAGGAUCAUAUGUUAAACAAAUGGAGCUGUCUUGGGGAGGUGCAGUUGUCUGGCGAGGACAUUCUUUCUCUGGCAUGGUUACAUAAUGGUGUUUUGGUAUCCGUUGGACUGAUCCAAAAUACAGAACCUAGGAUACGUUCUUAUGUAGAAAGUCUGUCUCCUGCACACUUACGGGCAUCUCUAGCCGACAUUGCCUACAAUGCCAAUGGAGACUUGAUGAUAGCUACCACCGAUGGUAUGCCGUCUUCUGCCAUUCAAUGUUUUCUUGUGUCUUUGUCCAUGGAGCAGACCAGCUGCGUCAUCACGAGUCGUGCCAGUGCUAGUCUGUACGUGAAGUGUCACACAGAAGCCAGUGGAGGGGUUGGUGUCGUUGGCCGGCCGACUGGCCCAACAGCUGCUACCGGUGUUGACCAACAGAACUUCUGUGUCACACACGUUCAGUUUGUGAACAAGGACUAUAGUGAUACACUUGUGAUCUGUGUUGGUGGUCAGAACUUCAGCUGGAUCGAUUUCUGGCAGUUAGUGGAACAAACACAUUCCUUGCACAGGAUGUUCCAUACGAAUAGUAAACCGAACACUGUCUAUAAAACCCCGAAAUGGAUGCAUAAAGCUACGGUUACACACAACACCAUGGUGACGGCUAUAGCUGGGCCUAAACUACCAACGAUGCCUUGUGGUAUGGAAACAAGUGGCUUCACGCCUUACAUUGCAGUUGCCUACAGAAAUGGUAUUAUUAAGUUGAUUCACCGCUACAGUUUCCAGGUAAUUUAUAACUGUUGUGUGGACCAAUUUCGGGAACUCAGUAUCCCUGAAAAGCGCAAUCUCAAUCACAACCAACCUUCCCAUCUGUCAGUGUUAUUACAGACACACAGCAGUUGUGGGAUGAUUGGUGUCAAAGACAACAACAUCUACUUGUUCCGCUCUGUCAAUGCUAACGACACUGGUGUCCAGAUGUCACCCACCUAUAUAGUGCUCCUACUUGAGUACGCUGCAACGACAGGCUGGGACUGGUGGGAUAUUCUCUUAGCCACCAAACAGAGUAUGAUAGAGGACAUUUGUCAAAAGCUGAACGACAACUUCCAGAAGCAGCCAACAGCAGUUCAAGAAUUGAUGUGUUCUCGUCUUUUGGCCAUCAAAAUGGCUUUGUACAAAAGCAGUGCCAACAGCUACCAUCUUGCAGCUGACUGUCAGGCUAAACUCCUCCUCUACACUAUUGCAACUGUCUUCAAAGGAAUCCUGCGUCCACGGCAAAUAUCUUCCCAAGAUAAUAAUCCUGCUGAGAAACUAUCAAUGCUUUGUAACAAAAGCAGUGAAUCAGAAUUAUUGAUUCUGCUGACAAAUUUAGAAUUCAGUGAUUUCCUUGUUGAUGCUGCCUCUUUACAGUCCUUCCAGCCUUUAAUUCAGUGGAUUGCUGAUUUUACUCUCCAUCUUCUGGGUUCCAUACCUUUGCAACAGUCAUAUUCGGACAUACCUGGUUCUCUACUCAUUCGGGACAGUUCUGUUCUAAGCGUGCUGCGAGAACUCUUUGUCAUCAUACGCCUGUGGGGCCACAUCAAUCCGAAUUGCCUUCCAUUUUUCACUAUGAACUCUUCGAUUGAGUGCAUGUCCCAUCUAUUCAAACUGUUAACGAAAGCCUGGCUGUGCGUAAAGGAAGGUGGUAGUGUCGAAUAUGAGGAGGGUCUUGUUAGUGAUUGCUGUCACCUCACCAGUGAAGUGAUGAUCAGAAAUACACGUCAGACGUUCAGUCAAGACACGCUAGGUUACGCGAUAUUCCACCAGUCAACACCGCAGACGUUUCAGAUCGGCGUCGAACCCAACUACGUGUAUAGCUGUAAACAAAAACAGCAGUUUAUGACUAUACCAGACAUUACGACGGAGAGCAAGCAGAUGUAUGAUAUAGUUCGUCAGAUCAACCUUGGUGAAAAACCAGCAGAGCCGGUCCGCGAAUGUAGUCGAUGCGGCGCAGUAUCGUUAGUACAAAGCAUUUCAUCGGCGACGUCGAUGAAAGCCUGGGAGAAACGGUGGGCUUCGGCUUGUCUUUGUGGAGGACAAUGGAAAUGGACUAUCACUUAACUAGACCGUCUUUCAUAUACAACACUAUUACCUGGGAACAAUCUAGAUGUCGUCAUUACCAUUUUGUAUAAAUUUCAUUCCCUUCAACAUGUCAUGUCCCCUAAAAUACUCUCGAGACAUCAUCAUAUCAGUUUGCAGCCAUUCCUUCUUCAAAUCCUUUUGGUUGGGGUGUAUGGUUACGCCCAUACAUUUAGCAACCUGAUCCCAAUAACCAGUGAAGAUUCUGAUGUUGGGAGGGAGUCUGAGGCUUGAAAAAAAAAAAUGAAAUUGAGGUUCUUAGGAAACUUUAUAAUUUAUUUAUUUUUGACAUUGAAGAAAAAAAAAAGUAAGGAAAAAAUUAAACGUCAUUCAAUAUUUUCUGAUAUCAAAUAAAAAUCUCAUUAAAU